Messenger RNA from Coregonus sp. 'balchen', 4582 nucleotides. The record is from the annotation of a GenBank genome assembly. Lineage: Eukaryota; Metazoa; Chordata; Actinopteri; Salmoniformes; Salmonidae.
AUUUUACCUACCGGUAUACGCAUGCGCUCAAGACAAUCCACACAAGGUCACUGGCACGUGUGCAUGCUGUCAUCAAGACCCAUUUGCGUUACAACAGCCGUUGGAAGAAGAAUCUUUAUAUAAACGACGACAAGUUUACCCUGGCAGAAACAGCUUGAAGUGGUCAAGAACAUUAUCUGUAUCAAAAAUGGCAAGAGGAAGUCGCAGUGCCAGUCGUUCUUCGGCACCAGCCAGGUAAUGUGUUUUGAACGAUUAUGUAACCGAUUCAGAUGACUGUUUAUUACAAAUUACAGCCUCGUUUGCUUAACAAAUUAUAGUACAUACCUAUUGUAAUUGGAUGACACACAACUGUUUUAGAAAUGCAGCCUAAAACUACUGCCAAAUCACUUUUACACUUUUCCUAAUAGCAGAGGUCCUUGGCUAAAUUUGAGUGGGUCAUUUUUCAGUUGUUGACCCCAAGGGCACUGGGUAGGUCAACAUUUCCUAGUAAAGUUUGCACAAGCCAAAUACCAAGUUAUGCCAUUCAACUUCAAUAAAUGUUGAUUCUUAUUGUCAUUCAGAAUAUGUUUUCCUGCCUGUAUUCAUCCUAGAUGAUGAUAAUCUAUGUGGGUGCAUACGAUUAGAGCUCAGCUGCUUACUAAUGUAUCAGGUAAUGUGCAAGGCUGCCUGAUGCAACAAAAUAACAAUUGUAAUCAGUGCAAGUGAUGUCAGAGAAAAAUUAUGUUGCAUCAGUCUGCCCCCCCCUCCCCCUUUAGGUAUGUUGCUGUUCCAUUUUAGAGGCCAUGUUGGCUUCAUUGUGUUUUUUUAAAUUUCCAGCUCAGCUCCGGCCUAUCAUCCCCCGGCCCAAAAUGCCCCGGCCCCAGUCGCUCCAGCCCCGUCAGCCCUGGCUGUUCCUGCUGCACCCCAAGGACCCGGCCUGAUGGCCCAGAUGGCCACCACCGCGGCCGGGGUGGCAGUGGGCUCUGCCAUGGGCCACGUCAUGGGCAGUGCCCUCACAGGCGCCUUCAGUGGUGGCAGCAGCCCUGAGCCAGCCAAACCCGCCGCCAGCACAUACCAGGUGAGCAGGGCACGAGGCCGCUGAGAACCUGUGAACGAAAGUAGGCAGUGUUACAAUACUCCUAAAUGGCUUCCUAUUCUUCAGAAACAUUGACAGGUGAUAGGACUAGAUUAGUUUCCACCGUAGGUUAUUGCUUUCACCAAAGCAAUGGACUAGAAGGAAGUUUUGGUCUACAGUGAUCCCUCGCCACUUCGCGGUUCACUUAUCGCGGAUUCGCUAUUUCGCGGAUUUUCAUAAUGCAUUUUUUUUUUUUUGGUGCAUUGUGCUCUGCAUUCUGAUUCGCUAAAAACUCACUCCCGCUUCUUGUAUCAAAACAUGCUACGAAUUGUGCUAUCAUUUUGUCGUCUCGUGCAGUUAUGUGUACGUACAUAAAACAGCUUGGCAAAUUUACAUUAAGUUGGCCAAAUUAUCUUGUAAUUUCGAACAUCUCCUAAACCCAUAAUGUCGACGAAACGGCCUGGACCGACAAAAGCACCUGCGGAUGGGCCCAAACGGCGGAAGAUGCUACCUAUCUCAGAUAAAGUUAAACUUCUGGACAUGCUAAGGGAAGGUAAAAGCUAUGCAGCCGUUGCUCGCCAUUACGGAAUCAAUGAAUCUUCCGUUCGUUACAUAAAGAAGGAGGAAAAAAGAGAACACUGCAGAGCGCAGUCAGGAUGCAGCGGCCCAGUCUGAAGAGCAGUGAAACGGCCUACACGUGAGUCACUGUAUUUGUAUACAUGUAAUAGUUGCUAAUUGUAAAAAAAAAAAGUUUUCUAUUUCGCGGAUUUCACUUAUCGCGGGUCAUUUUCGGAACGUAACCCCCGCGAUAAACGAGGGAUUACUGUAUUCAGGUUGGGACGUUGUACUGGUGAGGUCUUCCCAAAUUCUUACCUAUAUUCAAUUUGCCUGACAAAAAGGUAUGUUGUCUGGAAAGAACAACAGCCAAAAAUAGGAUGUACUGUUUCUGUCUGUUGUUCUGACAGUACUAAAUUUGGUGUGGCCGUUGGACAGCAGAGGAUGUCUCUGAAAGGCAUUACUGACUUUGGCAGCCAUGGUGAAGAUGAGCUAUAGCCCUAAGUGAUUUGACCUCUCAGCUUUCAAAUUUACAUUUUAGAAUUGAACCUAACAACGUUGUUUAACAUUGAGUAUUGUGCGGGUGAAGAACCGAAAGAACUCUGUUAUGUGUGCAAAACACAGAUGGAGGGAUCUUGGGUAUUUAAACAUGUGACGUCUCAGUUUGAUUUCAUGUCUGAAAAUAGAACUAGACCUGUCCUAGAAAGCUGAAGAAAGGAGUUUGGGCUAAUUAAGCUCAUGCUAGCUACAUUUACAUUUCAGUAAUUUAGCAGACGCUCUUAUCCAGAGAGACUUACAGGAGCAAUUAGAGUUAAGUGCCUUGCUGAAGGGCACAUCGACAGAUUCACCUAUUCGGCUCGGGGAUUCGAAGCAGCAACUUUUCGGUUACUGGCCCAACGUUCUUAACCUCUAGGAUACCUGCCGCCCAAGAAGUGUCACAGACUCCUUGAUGUCAGACAUUGAGGCUAGAUUAACAUUUACAUUUACAUUUUAGUCAUUUAGCAGACGCUCUUAUCCAGAGCGACUUACAGUUAGUGAAUACAUAUUUUUUUUUAUACUGGCCCCCCGUGGGAAUCGAACCCACAACCCUGGCAUUGCAAACGCCAUGCUCUAUCAACUUAGCUACAUCCCUGCCGGCCAUUCCCUCCCCUACCCUGGACAACGCUGGGCCAAUUGUGCGUCGCCCAUGAGUCUCCCGGUCGCGGCCGGCUGCGACAGAGCCUGGAUUCGAACCAGGAUCUCUAGUGGCACAGUUAGCACUGCGAUGCAGUGCCUUAGACCACUGCGCCACUCAGGAGCCCAAUUAACACUGAGCCAAUUUAAUCUGGUGCUGACAGUGUUACAAUAUCUAUGCCUAAUAGUUGCAAACAGUGGAGGAAACUAUUGUUUAAAGGAAGCAUGGGAUGUCUUGAAAAGUGACUUGACUCCAACAAGAGUGGUUCUUGUAUUUAUUCUAUGUUAUGGGUGAUGAAUUUGACAGCGCUAAGUAUUAAAUCAUGUCAACCUGCCCGUGAGGUUUUGGAUGCUGAACAUCAUGUAGGCCUAGCCAUAGCAAAGGAAGGCUCUAGAUACACAAGCAACAUUUUUAAGCUAGCUUGUCGAUACUGUUCUAUGAAAUCUCUGCAGAACCAGUUUAGAGGUGCACUAUGCAGAAAUGUAACAAUAAUUUCAAUUUGCCAUGAUUUUACAUGAAAGAAUACAGCUUGGAACCAGUCACUCUUCAGUAAACAAGCACUUUUAUAGCUUCAACAGUGUUUAAUAUUUGAAUUAUUCGAUCAAACAAUUGCACUUCUUCACUACUAUAUCAUAGAUAUAAAGGGCAGGUGGAAAUGUUGCACAAUGUACCUGAGAUAGCAUGGAGAUUUAGAUCAUGACUGUCACACUGUAGUGAAAUCAGUGCAUGUUAAUGGUAAUGCAGAUGUCUACAGUACCUUUGACAGGUGACUUAUUAAGCGUGUGUGUCUGUGCCAUUACAGGAGGCCCCUCGACCUGCCUCAUCCCAGCCAGGCCCAUGCAUGUUUGAAGUGCGACAGUUCCUGGACUGCGCCACCACUCAGGCUGACCUCAGCUUGUGUGAGGGCUUCAACGAGGCGCUCAAACAGUGCAAGGGCUCACACGGUAAGGCUCUCGUUAAUGAUUGGUAGCUAGGAAUUAUGAACAAUCAAUUGUAUCACAGGACACUUGGUUAAACCAGUGACUUUGAAUAAAUAGAACAUUAAUGUCUACUCAAUUUCCACUCAAAGGAGUAAUUCUGUGGUAUAACCAAAAUAUAUUUACAUUCUUAUUUUUCUUAUGUUAUUGGGGGUGCAAUUUGGAUUGUGAUACAGUAUUUGUCAGAUCUAGAAGAUCAGAAGUUAAGACUUUGCUAUGCGUAUUUCAACACAUGACACAAGACAUGGGUGUGCUUGCUUUGUUCAGUGUCUUACAUGUGCUUUUUUUAUUUAAAAAAAGAUAUCCUUUUCUGAGCUCUAACUAUUUUGGAAUAUGAUUUGCAGAUAGUUAUUUUACGAAUGACUUGACCUUGUCUUUGGUUGUUUUUCCUUCAGGUGUGACAUCACUGGUUUGAGCGAGGGUGUUGGGAGUCAAAACAAGACACCAUGUUCGGAUGAACACCUACUGUAGACAGAUGAGCCACUCGGUCAUUAAAUAAACUCUAUUCAACUAACUCUCCACUAUUACAAGAAAGGAAUUAUGUUUGUUCACUGUUGACAUGUAAGGAAAUGUGUGCUGUAUGAUUUUUUGGUAAUGUAUAUGAUAUUGUGAAAUAAAGAGCUGCUGUUUACUUUCUGCUAGAGGCCUGUUCAGUCUUUCACUUUUUUUAAAGUAAGGAUGGUCAGAUACCUUGGUUAUCCAUCUCUUAAAAUGACCCUGUGAAUUAAGUGCUUCAGAUGAGGACAAUGGGCAUGUAGGUGAUGGUAUCCAAGUGGGUGUAUAGAUGAGAGAAUUAACAUAACAAUGCAUUUUUCUAUGUCC